AGGACCUCUGAACGUCGCUUGGUUUUAGUUACUCUCGCCACGCUUAAGAUGGCUUCCUCGAGUACUCGUACUAUGCCUCCCCUAAGAUGGCUGCCGGCCCCUCCUCUAUUCUCUUCCUCUCCCUUCCCUUGUUUUGAAUAAACUUUAUUGAGAAUCUGGAGUAGAAGCAGGAUCCUGGGCCUGACGUUGAGGCCUAUCUAGUCGCAGAAAAACGUAGUGGAACCGCUUUGCCCUGUGAAGGCCUCGAUCCCCGUCGUGGAGUAAGACGCUUCUGCUGGGAAGGAGGAGUCUGGAUCUGGCGUGUGAAUCAGCAACGUCUCGCCUCCGCUUCGGGCCUGGGACAAGAGGAAAAGGAGGAAAUAUCUGAUCUAGCGGAGGGGAACCCCAAGCCACGACCCCUGGGAGUAAGGGGAAGCCUUGCUGGGAACUGGGAGGUUGGGGUGAGAGAAAAGCAAGAUAUUUUCUUUCUGGAAAAAGCAAAAUCAAAGGUUGUCCUUGCAGAGUGGGAUAGCCCUUUGUCAGCUGAAGAUCUCCUGUGGGGAGAAACUAAGAGUGAAGAUAGAGAAGUUUGAGAGUCUAGCAACUCCCCCAAAUCUUGGGACGCUUAUCCUAGGAAGUUAAGGGGUCAUCCCCGCUUUAAUGGGGGGAAACUUCUGAGCGGUUGGGGAGGGGGGAGUGCAGAGUCUAGAAGGAUGUUUUCGAAGGCUUCAGUUUUCAGAUUCGUAGAAAUAGCCCAUAAAACUUUGGGUUAAAACUGGGGUUAAGAGACUGUCUGUAGGCUACCCCCCAUUGUUUCUGAGAGGAAAGAGGCAACAGGGACUUAACCAGGUUCAAACAACUUCGUUUUGGAAGGAAAGUUGGUGCUUGAGAAGUUGGGGGUGGAUUAAAUAUUUAGCCCCCCUCAGCUGGGGCAAAGCUGAUUUUUUCUUCAGACGUCAGCAUGAUCAGGUCCUUCAACUUGCCAUAGUGGACAGUUUGACGUUGUUUGAAUCCUGAGGGUCUUCCUUUGCUGGAAAUUGGAGUAGCCAUUUCUUCUGCCAUGGCCUCUGUCCCAGUGUACUGCCUCUGUCGCCUGCCCUACGAUGUCACCCGCUUCAUGAUCGAGUGUGACGUUUGCCAGGACUGGUUCCACGGCAGCUGUGUUGGAGUAGAAGAGGAUGCAGCAGCCGACAUUGACUUAUAUCACUGCCCUAACUGCCAACUCCUUCAUGGACCAUCUGUCAUGAAACGGCGCCGGGGGAUCCAAAAACAGCCUGAUGCAUCUGUGAGCAAAGAGGUUGGCAAGACAGUGAAGACUGGUAGUGGCCAAUUCAUCAAGGAACUUCGCAGCAGGACAUUUUCUAAUGCGGAUGAGGUUAUCCUAAAGCCAAGCGGGGCCCAGCUGACAGUGGAGUUCCUGGAGGAGAACAGCUUCAGCGUGCCCAUACUCGUCUUGAAGAAGGAUGGGCUGGGCAUGACCCUUCCUCCACCUUCCUUCACCAUGCGUGACGUGGAACAUUAUGUGGGUGCUGACAAGGAGAUUGAUGUGAUUGAUGUGACGCGCCAGGCUGACCUCAAGAUGCGCCUGGGUGACUUUGUCAGCUAUUACACCAGCAGUCGCCGGGAGAAAGUGCUGAAUGUCAUCAGUCUGGAAUUCUCUGAGACGAGGCUCUCAAACUUGGUGGAGACCCCAAAGAUUGUACGCAAAUUGUCCUGGGUGGAGAACCUGUGGCCAGAGGAGUCUGUGUUUGAGCGUCCCAAUGUGCAAAAGUACUGCUUGAUGGGGGUGCGGGACAGCUACACGGACUUCCACAUUGACUUUGGUGGCACCUCUGUCUGGUACCAUGUGCUGAAGGGAGAAAAAAUCUUCUAUCUGGUGCGCCCUACAGCUGCCAAUUUGACCCUCUUUGAGGCCUGGAGCAGCUCAUCCAAUCAGAAUGAGAUGUUCUUUGGGGACCAGGUGGACCGAUGUUAUCGCUGCCCCGUCCGUCAGGGCCAGACGCUCUUCAUACCCACAGGUUGGAUCCAUGCUGUGCUCACCCCUGUCGAUUGCCUGGCCUUCGGGGGCAACUUUCUACACAGUCUCAACAUUGAGAUGCAGCUCAAGGCCUAUGAGAUUGAAAAGCGCCUCAGCACAGCAGACCUCUUUAAAUUUCCCAACUUUGAAACCAUCUGCUGGUACGUCGGCAAGCACCUCCUGGAUAUCUUUCGAGGUCUUCGAGAGAACCGCAGGCAUCCGGCUGCUUACUUGGUUCAUGGGGCCAAAGCGCUGAACACAGCCUUCCGCUCCUGGACUAAGAAGGAGGCCCUGGCUGAGCAUGAGGAAGAAGUCCCUGGCACAGUGCGCCCAGCACAGCUCAUCAAAGACCUGGCCAAGGAGAUCAGGCUUGUGGAAGAUAUAUUCCAGCAGAACAUCGGAAAGACGGGUAGCCCGUUCGGCCUGCAGAGGGGCAGCAAGCCUGGUGCAGCGGCCAGAAAGGGAGAUCAGAACCCCAAGGAGCCAGGCAGGAAAGGCAGCCGGAAGCACGUUGCCUCGGUCAAAGCCCUGGAGCUGGAGCUGCUGGACAAGUACAAGCGGCAGGCCCUGAAAGGCGUGGAGCAUCCUGGCCAGGAGGAGUUUGAUUUGCCAAGUUCCAGCCUGGAAGAUACAGAUGGGGAAGCUGACCUUACAGAGGAGGAGCUGUCCGUGGUGGCAGCCAACGGCCGGGGCACCAGCAGGAGAGUCAAGGCCUCCGAACGCAGCCGGACCCGUAAAGGAGUACAGGCACAAGCCCCCCCCAGCCCAUCUGAUGCUGAGGCUCUCGAUGUGGACUCUGAGGAAGACCUGCAGAUUGAUGAGACACCACGCAGGGAGAGGAAGAGCCUGGUGUUGCGCAAGAGACUGCCCAAAUUUCCCCGGAAGCUGCCACGAGCCAAACCCUGUACUGACCCAAACCGAGUACGAGAGCCAGGAGAAGUGGAAUUCGACAUCGAGGAGGACUAUACCACAGAUGAGGAGGAAGAUGCCUCUGGUGAUGACCAGUUGGAGGGCGGCAGUAGCGCCGGCGGGAUCCUGGACUUGCUCAAGGCCAGCCGGCAGGUGGGCGGGGCGGACUACGAUGAGCUCAGUGAUGCGCCUGCCUCCCCCAGUACUCAGGAAGCCAUCCAGGGCAUGCUGUGCAUGGCCAACCUUCAGUCCUCCUCACCAGGGGCCUCCAGCUUGCAGGCCUGGUUGGCUGCUGGGCAUGAACGCGGCUCUGCAGGAGCUUCUGGCACUCAGCGCUCAGGGAAGAGGCCCGUCAAGCAUCCGGCCCAUCACAGCACCGACAGCGAGGAAGAGGCCAGCAUGGAUGAGCAGGAGAGUCUGGGAGCUUGCUUCAAGGAUGCCGAGUACAUUUAUCCUUCCUUGGAAUCAGAUGAGGAUGACCCAGCCUUGAAGUCACUACCAAAGAAGAGGAAAUGCACAGAUGAUGCUCCCUGGAGCCCCAAGGCCCGGGUCACCCCAACACUGCCCAAGCAAGACCGUCCUGUGCGUGAGGGGACCCGCGUGGCAUCCGUCGAGACAGGCUUAGCAGCUGCUGCAGCUAAACUGGCACAGCAGGAACACCAGAAGUUGCAGCGACGGAAGCUCGUUGUAAAAAGGAAACUGCCCUCUCCCAAACCGCCCAGCCCAGAGCCAGAGCCAGAGCCUGAACCAUUGGAAGCUGAAGUGGAACCAGACCUGCCACUGCCCCAGCAGGAUCUGGACCCUGGGGUGGUGGCUCCAGUGCCCACCCCUCCCACACCAGAACCCAAACAAGAGCAGUUUGCCGGCAGCCUGGUGGAUCACGAGUACACUGCCCGGCCCAAUGUCUUUGGAAUGGCCCAGGUGAACCGUGGCUCCACGCCCAUGGCACCAGGUGUCUUCUUGUCCCAGCGACGCCCCUCAGCUGGCUCACCGGGUCCGCUGGCAUCGCAGGGGAAACGGCCCAAGAAGGGGUUAGCAACAGCCAAGCAGCGGCUCGGGCGCAUCCUGAAGAUCCAUCGCAAUGGCAAGCUGCUGCUCUGAGUGCCAUCCUUGUGCCUGUUCCUGACCUCAUGCCCCUUGGGCACUAGCAGACGGGUGAGGCACAGAUGAGGCACACAGACACAAUGUUUGGGAGGCACUGCCUUAGGGUCCUCGAGAGCUGCCAGGACAGUGGGUGGUGGACGAGCCCCCCGUGCUACCUCUCCCUCCCUGGGGUGGAUCAGAGCCAAGACUGAGCUGCCCCUGCCACAGGGAGCAUUGGACUAGACUGGCAGCCAUUCUGAGGUGGAGCUGAACCACGCUUCUUUCCCUGGAGAGGCAGACAAUGCCGGAGGCACCGAGGGGCUUCCCCAUGCUCACUGACUCUCCAUCCCUACCUCGACCUGCUGCACUUCCUUUUUUUUGUUUGUUCUGGGGCUGAUACCUCUGUAGAAUUCUCUUGCCUCCGCCAGAUCGCACACACAGACAUUGGUUAGCCUUUUCUUCCCAGCUAUCCUUUGUAAUUUUGCUGCUGCACACGGACUCUGGUGCGACAAGGAGUGUCUUUAUUUUUUUUAACGUUUUUACCCCCAAGCAGGAAGCAGCUACUUAUUGUCUUCACUGAAGCAGAUAGCCAUUCUUCGUUCCCAGUCUUCAAUAGGGAUCCCUUUGAGACUCUGCCUCCUUUCAGACAAACCUUGGGGAAGUGGGUAGGAGGUGCUUUGGCCCUGUGCUCCAUAGAGGGUCACCCACCAGCUUGGCAGACUCCCAAGAAGGCAAGAUGGAGGCAACUCUUUUGGGCAAUGCAAUGGUGUUCUUGCCUGUGCUGUUUCUCAAAACCUGGGUUGGGGUAGAGUGCAGGCUGGAUGUAAUUCCAAGCCAAAAGUGCCCUCUACAUUGAAUUGGGAGAUGCAGGUGGAGAGUUAUGUCUGACCAUAAUGUUUAAGCACAGCAUUGGUAGUCCCCAAUUUAUCUGUGCCACUUCAGAAUGCAAGUGGGUGGGGGAUCAGUUUUUUCAUGACCUAAAUCCUAAACACCCUGCAUGUUCAAAAUGAGCAUUCUCCCUGGAGCAGCCUUUCCCAACCAGUGUGCCUCCAGAUGUUGUUGGACCACAACUCCCAUCAGCCUCAGCCAGCAUUGCCAAUGGUCAGGAAGGAUGGGAGUUGUGGUCCAACAACAUCUGGAGGCCCACUGGUUGGGAAAGGCUGCCCUGGAGGAUAGCCCAUCAGAUGGAUGUACUGCCACCUAUCCUCCACAGGCAGUAAAUGCAGAGUGUUGAGGAAGUACGUAGCCUCAUGAUAGUUCCCAGACCAUUCCCUGCCUCUUCGUCCAGCUUUAUCUGCUAUCUUUCCCUAAGCCUUCCUUUUUCCCCUCUCACUGCUGUUUUUUUCCUGUUCCUUUAACAUUGUUUAGUUUCUAGUCACUCUGGUGAGUCCAACCAUUGGUUUCCCGUGUGUUAUUUGUGGUUUUCCUGUCAGAUCACUUGUUUUCCCUGGUAGGGCGUACUUUGUUUGGAUCCCAGCCCCUUUUGCCUCAUUCCUUAUCAUUUAUCUUCCCUCCCUUCACUCUUGUGGACCCUCCUUUUGUCCCUUGCUGUGCUCUUAUCUUCGCCCUUGCUAGUUGCGCCAUCUCGCUCACCUCAAUCACAUCUGCUCCGCCCUCUAUUUUCCAAGCUGCUUCCUUCCCUAGCUUUCCGUCUGCCAUUUUCCAAACCGCUUUGUUCCCCAGGCCACUAUGGCAGCGGUUUUUUCCAUUCAAGAUUAGCAUUUCGGGGAAAGGCUAGUGCCUCCUUCCUGACUUGCCCAGCUAUGUACAUGAAGGGAAUUCUGUUGUUCUGCUCAGUCUCCCUGCUUGCAGUCAGAAGUGGUACAGGCCAGCACCAGUUACUUCCAAUAGGGCUGUACAGCAUAGGGUUCCUCAGAGAAGGCCAGACUAUGAUGAGGGUCUCCAGUAAGGCUUCACAGUUAUUCCUGUUGCAAAUCUGUUGUUAAUUUCCCCUUUUUUCUCCUACCCCCCCCACACUUUUCUGGGUCUGUUUUUACAUUUUUGGCAUAAAGCAAUCUCCCUUCUGCUCCCCCCCUUUCUUAUCCCUACAGCGGCAGGGAGGGCAUCAUGCCCCCUAAGCAAGGACUUUAAAAGACAUUUCUACCCAACUGCACAGCUCAGUUUAUGUGGCUAUGUAUCAUAUUUUUACGCCAGACUCCAGCAGGCUUUGUGUAAAUGUUUGAAUUCUAUUUUUUAGGUAUCUCUCUAGAAAUGUGUGUUUAAAAAAAAUCAAAUGAGGCUGAAACUUUUUUUAUAUAUAUAUUCAAGGUUAGAAUAAAAACCUUUGUCAGUUUAA
Rhineura floridana is the source of this 6284-nucleotide messenger RNA. RefSeq names its product PHD finger protein 8 (gene PHF8). The transcript is spliced from 21 exons. Gene Ontology annotation, molecular function: transcription coregulator activity; histone demethylase activity. NCBI's taxonomy places the organism in Eukaryota, Metazoa, Chordata, Lepidosauria, Squamata, Rhineuridae. The record is from RefSeq and is a predicted model, not a curated record. The coding region runs from base 1040 to 4006 and encodes 988 amino acids. Gene Ontology annotation, biological process: regulation of transcription by RNA polymerase II; protein demethylation.